This is a messenger RNA of Cannabis sativa, 3534 nucleotides long. RefSeq names its product pentatricopeptide repeat-containing protein At2g20540. NCBI's taxonomy places the organism in Eukaryota, Viridiplantae, Streptophyta, Magnoliopsida, Rosales, Cannabaceae. The coding region runs from base 239 to 2035 and encodes 598 amino acids. The transcript has a single exon. Gene Ontology annotation, biological process: RNA modification. The record is from RefSeq and is a predicted model, not a curated record. Gene Ontology annotation, molecular function: protein binding; RNA binding.
GAAAGAAAGGAAAAUAAAUUUUAAAAAAAUUGAUAUAAAAUAUUCUUUAGCUCAUGUGAAAAAUGCAGCUCAUUUUAUGAACUAAAGAAAAAGUUUGAAGCUUUGAGGUUCUUCAACAAUGGCAGAGGAGAAUUUGAGGAGCAAUCUCCAUUAUUGACCAUUCUUAACCUCUUAAAAUGACAAGCCUUUCAGACCCUGAAACCAUUUUGCUAUCAUUUUAGUUGGUAAAGAAAUUGCCAUGAUUUUACAAAUUAUACCACAAAGGCUGUUAGAGGAGAAAUUCAUUUCACUCUUACAGUCAUGUAAUUUUCCAAAACAUCUUUACCAAAUCCAAACCCAGAUAAUCAUUCAUGGUUUUCAGUACAAUAGCUUCAUUAACCCGAAAAUAAUCACAUCAUGUGUGAAAAUAAAGCUAGUGGAAUAUGCACGCAAAAUGUUCGAUCAAAUUCCCGAACCAAAUUUCGCUUUAUGGAAUUCGAUGAUGAGAUGUUAUGUUAAAAACGAAAGGCAUAGAGAGGUUUUACUCUUGUUUGGUAAGAUGAAGAGUUUGGAUGUUAUACCAAAUUGCUUUACUUUUCCUUAUGUUAUUAAAUCAUGUGGGAAACUUAAUGCUAUAGUUGAAGGUGAAGAGGUUCAUUGUGAUGUGAUUAAGUGUGGUUUUAGAUCAAAUUCUUAUGUGGGUACUACUUUGAUUGAGAUGUAUUCAGGUGGUGGAGCAAUUGGUGAUGCUUAUAAAGUGUUUGGUGAAAUGUUUGAAAGAAAUGUUGUUGCUUGGACAUCAAUGAUUAAUGGCUACAUUUUGUGUGGUGAUAUAGUUUCUGCUCGUUGUCUAUUCGAUUUGGCGCCAGAGCGCGAUAUUGUGUUGUGGAACACGGUCGUUUCGGGUUAUAUCGAAUUGGGCGAUAUGGUUACUGCCCGAAAGCUCUUUGAUGAGAUGCCUAAUAGAGAUGUUAUGUCUUGGAACACAAUGUUGAAUGGCUAUGCAAAAAAUGGUGAUGUUGAAGCUUGCGAAUUGUUGUUCGAAGAGAUCCCGGGUAGGAAUGUUUUCUCUUGGAACAUUUUGGUUGGAGGGUAUGCUCGAAAAGGGCGGUUUUUUGAUGUUCUAAAGUGUUUCAAAAGGAUGUUAAUUGAGGUUGAUAAUGUGUGUCCAAAUGAUGCAACAUUAGUGACUGUUUUAUCUUCAUGUUCAAGAUUAGGUGCUCUUGAUUUAGGUAAAUGGAUAGAUGUAUAUGCAAGAAGUAUUGGAUACAAAGGUAAUGUUUUUAUAGGAAAUGCUUUGAUUGACAUGUAUGCAAAAUGUGGUAUGAUUGAAAAUUCAAUUGAAGUUUUCAAAGCCAUGGAAAUGAAAGAUUUGAUCACAUGGAAUUCUAUAAUAUGUGCUUUGGCGAUACACGGUCGAGGUGAUGAUGCCUUAGAAUUGUUUCGUGAGAUGAAGAAUGCGGGUGAAAAACCCGACGGUAUUACCUUCAUAGGCAUUCUUUGCGCUUGUUCGCAUCUAGGGUUGGUCGAAGAUGGCUUGUCAUAUUUCGAGUCAAUGACAAAUGAGUAUUGUAUUAGGGCAGAGAUCGAACACUACGGUUGUGUAGUCGAUUUACUAGCUCGAGCCGGUCAAUUAGACCGAGCUAUCGAUUUUGUGAAGACAAUGCCUAUUGAUGCAGAUGCUGUGAUUUGGUCUGCAUUGCUUGGAGCUUGUAAGAUUUACAAGAACAUUGAGUUAGCCGAAAUAGCUCUUGAGAGACUCAUUGAACUCGAACCUCGAAACCCGUCGAAUUAUGUUAUGCUUUCGAAUAUUUAUGGUGAUCUUGGUAGAUGGAAAGAUGUGUCAAGAUUGAAAGUUGCUAUAAGGGAUACUGGUUUUAAGAAAUUGCCAGGAUUGAGCUUAAUUGAGGUGAAUGAUAGUGUAAUUGAGUUUUAUUCUUUUGAUGAGAGACAUCCUCAAAGAGAUGAAAUUUAUGGUGCAUUGAUUGGAUUGACCGAAUUGUUAAGAUCAUUUGGUUAUGUACCUGAUCUUAUGGAGUUUGGCUUGGAAUCCUAGAAAAAAAAUUGUCAAUUUUUGUUUAAUUUGUUGUGUUAUAUAGAAAAUGUAACUUAAAAAAUAUGUUUAAGGAAAUUACCUUAUUUAACCACUUAGUUAAAAAUUUGUAAAGUCCGAGAAGGAUUGGAUUUAGAAAUUGAUAGAAAAACAAAGAUAUGGGCUCGAAAUAGAAAAUAUCACUCUUUUCAAAUGAUCCUCUUUUUUUUAACUGAAUAAUACAACAAAUUAACAUAUGACAAUAUGAAUCUAAAUCUUGCCACAAAACCAGUUCAUGUAAAAAAAACUAACUAGUAAAUUAACUUGUCAAGUAGUUGAAAAGCAGACAAAAUCUUUCUCUCCCUACAAACCAAUUCAACCAAUGAAGCCCAUGAAUCAGGUUCGGGUUUAAAUCCCAAUUCCACCAAUCCGAGCAAGGCCACGGCUGCCUCUUCCGCCAUUCCCCCAUUACAAAGGCGAAGAAGCAACUCAUUCGAAGUUGCAUAAUGUGGAACAAAGCCUCUUCCAAGCAUCAAAUCCAACAAAUCAGUUGCCCUUUUAAGAUCAUUCUGUUGACAUAAGAAAUUCAACACAAUUCUAUAACUUCCCUUGUUCAAAAACAUACCUUCAUAAGGAAGUUUUUCGAGCAUUUCGAGUGAUUCCUCAAAUUUAGCUUCUCUACAAAGUCCUCCAAGUAUCACAUUAAAGGUCACUACAUCAGGCCUGCAAUUAUUCACUUUCAUCUCUUUAAGCAAAUCCAUAGCUUUAUCUGUCUUCCCAACUCUGCAAAAGCAAUUAAUCAUAGCUGUAUAGCAAAUUUUAUCGGGUUUAAGACCGAUAUUUUUCAUCUCAUCGAAAACUUCUUCAGCUUCUACAGAUCUUCCCACCUUACAAAAACCAUUUAUCAUAGCUGUGUAGUUAAAUAUAUUCGGGUUGCAUCCGUUGCUCUUCAUGAACUCGAUUAUCUUCUUCGCCUUGUCAAUGUCACCUUUUCGGGAAAAACCAUUAAUCAAAACAUUGUAUGUCAAAGCAUCAGGAAGGAUUUGAUCCUUUGAGAUCAUUUCCUCAAAGAGUUUGAUUGCAUCUUCAAGUUUCCCACUUUCACAAAGACCAUUUAUCAAAGUUGAAUAUGUAAUCAAAUUAGGAUAAGAAAUUUUGCUCAUCUUCAUUUCUUUCAUUACCUCAAAUGCAGAGUCAAUAUCCCCUUUCUUGCAAUGGUGCUUAACUAAUAUAUUGAAAAUGCAAGUAUUCGGUUUCAAGUUCAGAUUUUUCCUCGAAUGAAUCAGAAGCUGUCGAGCCAAAUCAACUCGGUUUGCUUCAACUAAGAGGUUGAGACAAGUACUGAUGGCUUUGACUGAAGGCUUUUCCCGAACAAUAGGUCGAAUGGCAUAGAAUAUCUCGAGCACUUUCUCAUCCGAAGAAGACUUCGAAUAUUGCUUCAUGAGAGUUAGGAAUAUAGGCUCAUGAAUUUUGCAAGUUUCAUAAGUCAUUCGACCAAGAAUUGCAUCAACUGCUUGGAACUU